Molecule: messenger RNA, 2046 nt
Organism: Fusarium redolens
Lineage: Eukaryota; Fungi; Ascomycota; Sordariomycetes; Hypocreales; Nectriaceae
Exons: 1
Coding region: 1-2046 (681 amino acids)
Molecular function (GO): zinc ion binding
Source: RefSeq, a predicted model, not a curated record
AUGAUUUCUACCAAAAAGUCAGGCUCGCCACAGACCCGUAAACAGGCUGUGGCUGAAGCCUCUUCUUCUAGAGUCGUCCCAAAGCCUGUGCCAGAUUCGCAAGCUCAGGAUCCUAGGACAUAUCAGAUCGAUCAGCUGCGGCGACGCUAUUCGCCAAAGGAGACCACCGCGCCAGACGGUGCGACUUCAUUGCUGUUCAAGAUUAAGCCCUCGGAUCCUGACUUUCCUUUUGAGCUGGCUGCUCUCGAGUGUGAUCUCCGUGUCCCGCAGGCAUAUCCGGAUGAGAAGCCGGUGCUGCAUGUGAAGAACAAGGACAUCCCAAGGGGUUUUGGUAUCAAUAUCGAGAGAGGAUGGGAUGGACUCGUGGAGGAGAGACCUGGGGCUACGUUGCUCGCUCACACACGAGAGUUGGACAAGAAUUUGGAAAAGUUUCUGUCUGAGCAAAAGGCCGAGACAGUCAAGCUCGUGACCUUUAGGGACACGAGGCAUGUGGAGGCACAAAAACCUCAGACAAACGAGCCAGUACAGCCCAAGCAAGUCUCUGAGCCAGCUCCGCCAAAACCUCCCACCCCCUUUACGUACGUUCCAGAACCGUCGUACACAAGAGAUGAAAUCGCCGCUGCAAAGGAACGACGUGCUCUUGAGAUUCGUCAGCUCGAGGCGCGUAUGAAGAGGACACCCGAGUAUCGUCGUUCUCCUGAUGGCGUCGUGUACACGCUGCCGCUGCAACCACUAAAGCGCUCGGAGCUUCCACCAGGACUGCAAUCUGUCAGGAGUCUUCACUUGAUUAUUCCGCUGAUUUAUCCCCUACAGAACCUCCGCAUUCAGCUCAAUAAUGUCGAGCCUGAAGAUGCGGAGCCUGUAGAGGAUCUCUUCUGUGAAAAAGCAGCUGAGCAACAGCAGAUGUCUCUCAUGAGUCAUCUCAACUACCUCGCACAAAACAUCCACAAACUGGCGAAGCAGGCACAGGCACAGGCACCCAAGGUCGAACCAGCAGCGUCGGUACCUGAAGAUCAACCCAAAGAUGCAAAGGAAACGGAGUCAAAGUCUGAAGAUAGCCAUAUUCAGGUAAUCCCGCGACCUCCUGAGUGGAACCACGUCGAUGGAGAUGAAUCUGAAGAUGACUCCAGCUCUGAUGAUGCUGAUGAGGGCGGUGCUGUGUUAGAAAAUGAAGAGAAGGAACCACAGGUCGCCAUGCCAGGUGAAACCCCUGAGCGCGGUACCAUGUUGUCGUUUCCAUCUAUUGAGUUGCACGGUAUUGAAAUACUUCAGCUCUCCAUCUUGGGUAUCUGUGUGAAGUGCGAGCGAUGCAAGACAGUCAACGAGGUCACAGGCCUAAAGCCUGACGUCGAGAAGACAUUGAGCUGCAAGAAGUGUGCAACGCCGUUUGCCGUCAAGUAUCGACCUACACUGGUUCACGAGCAUUCUACUAGGGCUGGGUUCCUAGAUCUCGCUGGGUGCAAAGUGGCAGAUAUGCUUCCCAGCACCUUUGUCCCAACCUGCGAGAGAUGCUCUACCCCAGCUCCUGGUCUUGUCUCAGUACGGGGUUCCUCUGUCACCAAUGUCUGCCGAGACUGUCACGGUCAUUUCACUUUCAAGAUCCCUGAAGUUAAGUUCCUCUUCAUCACACCUGGUUCGCGCCCUCCGCCUACCGCAGGGCCGCGGCGGAAGCAGGAGAAGCUGGGCCUUCACGCGGGAGAGCAACUCCCAAACAAGGGCGCAUGCUCGCACUACCGAAAGUCCUACCGAUGGUUCCGUUUCUCAUGCUGCAGCCGGGUUCAUCCCUGUGACAAGUGCCAUGAUGAUAUGGAAGAUCAUAUCAAUGAAUGGGCCAACCGUAUCAUCUGCGGCUGGUGUAGUCGCGAGCAAAACUAUUCUUCAGCAGUUGAGGCGUGUAGAUACUGCGGCCGGUACCUGAUAGGCAGAAAGGGCAGGGGAUUUUGGGAAGGCGGGAAAGGGACCCGUGAUAGGAGAAUGAUGAGUCGGAAGGAUCCGAGAAAGUACAAGAGGAUUGGUGGCUCGGCAGCUAAAGACAAAGAGACCUAG